Cimex lectularius (bed bug) is the source of this 4644-nucleotide messenger RNA. RefSeq names its product carboxypeptidase D-like. The record is from RefSeq and is a predicted model, not a curated record. NCBI's taxonomy places the organism in Eukaryota, Metazoa, Arthropoda, Insecta, Hemiptera, Cimicidae. Gene Ontology annotation, molecular function: metallocarboxypeptidase activity; zinc ion binding. Bases 24 to 4106 code for a protein of 1360 amino acids. The transcript has 23 exons. Gene Ontology annotation, biological process: proteolysis.
GUGAACCAGCCAUCCACUUCUGCAUGUCUGUAAGUUGUACUAUGUUCUUCCACUUCCUGUUCCUGGGCUUCCUGUCAGCUUUGUCUUCGGCAGCCGACUCUGAAACAAAAGACCUCUGUGAUGAUUUUUACCUACCGAACAAUGAGCUCGGACGAUGCCUCGCCGAAUACUCGACCAAGUACCCCAACUUGGCGAAGUUGUCCUCCAUCGGUAAGUCCGUCGAGGGCCGGGAUAUCUGGGUCAUGCAGCUGUCCGAGGACAUAGACAAGGAACGGACUUUGAUGAAGCCCAUGGUGAAAAUAGUCGCCAACAUACACGGGGACGAGACGGUCGGACGGGAAAUAGCCUUUAUCCUCAUUAAACACUUGUUGAAGUCUUAUGGCAAUGACAGCCGAUCAACAAAGAUCAUGAAGGAAACACACAUUUCAAUCGCACCUUCUCUAAACCCAGACGGGUUUUAUAAUUCCAAGGAAUCUGUUUGUGAUGACAAAAUGUAUAAAGGAAGAGUUAAUGCUCAUCAUUUCGACCUAAACAGAAAUUUUCCAAAGCGCUUGUUCUCUGGCAAAGACUACUAUGCAGAACGGGAAAUUGAAACUGUUGCCAUUAUUGAUUGGAUUUUGGAGAACCCAUUCGUCCUUUCGGCUAGUUUACAUGGAGGAUCUGUUGUCGCCAGUUACCCUUACGAUGAUGGUGUUCAAGAUCAAACUUACAGUGCUUCUCCUGACGAUGGAGUUUUCAAAUCAUUGGCCUUCCUUUAUGCAAGAAACCACAGGUACAUGGCAAGUGGAAAUAUUUGUGAAGGAGACAAUUUUCCUGGCGGGAUAACUAAUGGCAAUAAGUGGUAUAGUGUUGCUGGUGGAAUGCAAGAUUUUAAUUAUUUACAUUCAAAUUGUUUUGAAAUAACAUUAGAGCUGAGUUGCUGUAAAUAUCCUCCGAGGCAGGAACUACCUCAGGAAUGGGAAAACAAUAAAAAUAGUUUGUUGUCUUUCAUAGAAGCAUCACACUGGGGUGUCAAAGGACUAGUAACAACUGAGCACGGUACACCUGUUAAUAAAGCUGUAAUAUCAGUUAGUGGUGUUAACCACAACAUCACAACGACAUCUAGAGGAGAGUACUGGAGACUACUGAAUCCUGGAACAUAUACAAUUAAAGUAUCACAAUAUGGGUUAGAAUCGCAAGAAAAAGAAGUCAAUGUGACUGAAGGAAGCACUGUUGUUUUAAAUUUUACAUUGAAAUAUUCUCCGUAUCAAAUAGAACACACGAAAAAUAUUGUAAUAAAAGAAAGCGAUGAUUUCCUAUUACCCGUAAAUUUCAUUUACCAUCAUUAUGAUGCCCUAGAGGAUGUUUUAAUGACUAUUUCUCAUACAUACCCGCACAUCACUAGACUUUAUGAUAUCGGCACAAGUGUGCAAGGGCGGAAGUUAUUCGUCCUUGAAAUCAGUGAUAACCCUGGAAUUCAUGAGCCUGGAGAACCUGAGUUCAAAUAUGUUGCAAAUAUGCAUGGAAAUGAAGCUGUCGGAAGAGAGAUGUUAGUUUUGCUUGCUCAAUAUCUUUGUCAAAACUAUGAUACAGACAGCAGGGUAACUAAUCUUGUUAAUGAAAUGAGAAUUCAUCUUUUACCUUCAUUGAAUCCAGAUGGCUUUGAAAUUGCAAAAGAAGGAGAUUUCUCUGGCAUUGUAGGGCGGAAUAAUGCAAAUAAUGUGGAUUUAAACAGAAAUUUUCCAGAUCAAUACUUAGCACUGAACCAUUCUUUGGAACCUGAAACUAAAGCUGUUAUCGAAUGGCUUAAGAAAUACCCAUUUGUUCUUUCUGCAAAUCUUCACGGUGGAGCAUUGGUAGCAAAUUAUCCCUUUGAUAACAACGAAAAUAUGAAAAAUGAUGGGCAAUCAAAUGUUACUCCAGAUAAUACUGUAUUCCAAUAUCUUGCCAAGGUGUAUUCUAAUAGUCAUCCUACAAUGCAUUUAGGGCAGAAAUGUAAAAAUUUUGAACAAACAUUCCCCGAAGGCAUUACAAACGGAGCAGCAUGGUAUGUAGUGCCCGGUGGAAUGCAGGACUAUAACUACGUCGUCCAUUCUUGUCUCGAACUUACAAUAGAAAUGAGCUGCAAUAAAUAUCCAUUUACAGAGUCACUGCGUUCUUAUUGGAAGAUUAACAAAGAAUCUUUACUUACCUUUAUGGAACAGGUCCACAUAGGAAUUAGAGGAUUUGUUACAAGUUCAUCUGGGAAUUAUAUAAGAGGUGUCAACAUUUUUGUUUCUAAUGGAAGUAAACCAGUAAGAACUUACAUUAAUGGAGAUUACUGGAAGCUUCUGCUUCCAGGUACGUACAAUGUAACUGCACAGAUAGAUGGGUACGAAGAACAAACUAAAACUGUGAAAGUUGAAAAUAAAGGAGUAUCUCUAAACUUCACUCUACAGAGAACUGAUUCUAUGGCUUGGUCUGUUGAAUAUGAUUAUAACCAAAAGGCUAAUAUCGCUCCUCUGCAGGAAUAUUCGACAGAUGAACAGAUAAAAGGGGAAUUACAAACUCUUGACAUAACAACUCCUUCAAUUGCACAAUAUAAAGAAGAUAAAACAACUGGUUUCUAUUCACUGAAACUUUCAAAACACGUUGCUUUAGCAAAUGAACAAAAGUUGCAUAUUGGCGUAUUUGGCAGCCUGUUUCCUUCCGAAUUUUCCAGUAAAGAGCUUGCCGUACGUUUGGCCCGCCAUUUGUUUGUCGGCUAUAAAAUGAAGGAUCCAAUGAUACUGUCGCUAUUUGAUGAAACAGUAAUUCAUAUAUUUCCCAAUCUUCAAGAAAGUCACCUCUCUGAAAAAGUUUCUAAUAAGACCGAAAUGGAUAUGUUUAUAAAUAAUCCCUCCGACGCUCACAAGUUUAACAAAUUGUUCGAAGAAGAGAAAUUUGAUAUAAUUAUUCAUUUUGAAACUGGAGGUUUGGGCAUAAGGCAUUUAAAAUCAUCAAAUUAUAUUGAAUCUUUGAUUUACAAAAUGGUUCAAGAUUCACUUACCUAUUCAAAUUACAAUAUGAUGACUAAUUGUCCACCUGUGACGAAGAAUAUGCAAGAGUUCAAAAAUAAAUUUUCAAGCAUUUUACGUCAUAUUUACAAAGUGAUCAUGAUAACUGUUCAAACUGCUUGCAGUGAUGUCCUGCCAUCACAGAUUCCCACCUUGUGGAGAACAUCUCUCAACCCUCUUCUUAGUACAUUCGAACAAUUACUUCAAGGUGUCAGAGUCACAGUCAAAGAUUCAUUUGGUGUACCAGUGAGAAAAGCCGUGAUCGUAAUAACAAGUGAUGAUGAUCCAUCAUCGGGAUAUACACUACCUGUGUCAAGUAACAUGGCUAUAGCAAAAAUGGUUCUUCCACCAGGAAAUUAUCAUAUCAUGGUUUUGUCAGAUUCACACCCCAUGACACAAAAGACACCUGUCACAGUCAAAAAAGGAAUUAUGAGUUCUGUAGAUAUUAGUGUAGAACCAUUACGAAGUAAGUUGCCUCCGAUACAAACCCCAGUAAAUGGCAUCGGUGUAGCGGGUUACGUAGUGAAUUCAAAUCAUCAUCCCAUAUCAAAUGGAGUUAUACAUGUAGAAGGGUCUAAUGUGUCUCAUAUUGUCAACAAAUCAGGAGCAUACUGGAUACCGUUAGAAAAGGGUGAGUAUACCCUUGUCGCAACUGCAGAUGGUUAUUCUUCAUCAACAAAACUAGUUGUUUUAACGGAUACUAAACCGGUUCAAGAAGUUGUUUUUACAAUUUCUGAAUCUACGUUAUUUCCCAGUCUAUCAGAACUUCAGUUUAUAUUCCUUGUUGCUUUUAAUAUUAUCAUUGUGUUGGGCGUUGGCAUUGUACUGUACUACUUAUGCAGAAAAGAUAAAUCAUCUUCAAAAGGAUUUAAAUUGCUUCCAUCAGUCGUUUUACCAUACGAUCUUUCGGAUGAAAAAGAAGAAACUAUUAUUUUUGAUGCAAGAAAAACAAAGAACAAAAAAGUUUUUAAUACAGCAGCAUAUUAUGAUAACAGUGACAUUGAAUAUGAAAGCACAUCAUCAGAUGAAAGUGAGGAAGAAAUAAUUGAUACAACUAAACUUCAAAAAGAUUAUAUGAAAUACUUAUCAUAAUAUUAGUUAUACAAGUAAAAAUUGAUAGUCGCCUGUUAAUCGAACAAAUAUGACGUUCAAAAAGUAAAAGUUUUAGGAUUUGAAGCUAUGUAUUUGUGUGUGAGGUGGUUUAUGAAAAUGUUUUGUAAAUUUUAUUUGAUUUUUUUUACAAUUUCUUUAGCAAUAAACAGUAACUAGAUCAAAUGAGGAGAACAAAAAAUAUUUUCACAUUGACGUUAUGUCAUUUUGAUGAUGUAUGUGGGCCUUAUUUUAUUUUAUUUUAAUAAUCUAAGUAACAAAUUAGCCAUUUUUAGUUGAAUGAACAAUUGUACUUUCAUUUUUCAGAAUGGAUAUAAUUAAUUAUAUUGCAACAAUAUUUCGCUUAGUAAUUUCCAUUAUGAUUAACGUGAUGAUGAUAAAAUGGCAAGUGAUGUUGAAAUGUGAUAAACUGUGUUGAGAACAAAUGAAAAAAAAUUGAUUGUGAUGUUAACCUAAUAUUUUUGCUUUUUGCUGAUUGACGUGAUAAAUGAACAAAUUAAUAUAAUACAAUUAACCAAUA